ACAAGAUGGCGACGAUGUUGACGCGUGUCAGCUCUAGUAGACUUUUAACGUGUACAUCUAUGGGAUGUAGACUUCAAACGCACUGCUUAAAUUCACUGACCUGAAAACGAGCCCAGACGCAACAAGCUGCAGAAAAAUGCUUCGAUUUCUUUGUUGUUGCUGCGAUUUGGGUGAAAACUCUGAGAGGCAGCCUCUGCUUCAGCCCAGGUCAGCCAGGCAGACCUGCCCCACUCCCAGUGAUUCCCAAAAUGAAAAACGGAUUGGACGACUGACAAUGAGGCGAGUCAAUGUCCCAGAGCUGGAUCAGAGGUUUACUGAUGUCGCUGAGUCCUUCAAUGAGCAGCAGGAGCACCACGAGGCCAUGCUCCAACACAUCAGAAACCUGAAACAGAGCUGGGACUGCACUGGCACUGAUACUCAGAACUUUGCUGACUGUAUUAAGAAGAUUCGGGAUGAGCAGCAGGCCACGUACCGGAUCUCCUUGAAGAUGAAGUGCUAUGACUUCUCCCUCACCGUGGAGCCUGUUCAGGAAGAACACGAUGAGCAGCCACUGCCUCCAAAUCUGAAGUUAGCACAGGAUGAAAUCAAGGGUCUUUCUGACAGCGCCAAGGCCACUGUAUCAAAGGGAACGCCACUUCAGCAGCUCAUCAGCUGGAUGCUGCAGGGACAGGGUCAGAUGGCUCAGCAGGUGAAGGAGGCAGCGGGAACUUUCCAAGAGCAAGGAAGACUGACUGCGAAUCUGGAUGAGAACAUCAAGGAAGUGAGGAGGGCAAAGGAGUUGUCGCUGGGAUACAGGAAAGUGGCUGCAGAGGUUUACAACGAGGCUGCACAGAUAGCUGGAGUUUGUGUCUAAAUGUUUGUGUUUUCACCCGAAGCAUCGCAGGUCAUCUGACCAGUUGCUCCUGGACGUUCCAAGGACACAGCGUAAGCUCGGCGGGGAUAGGGCCUUCGCUGUUGCUGCUCCCAGGCUAUGGAACUCUUUGCCGGCACAUGUUAGAAAGGCCUCCUCACUGGAAACUUUAAAAUCGUCUUUAAAGACCCACCUUUUUAGCAUGGCUUGCGACACCUUGUGAAAGUUUGGAUUUCUAUUUGAUUUUAGUGUUUUAUUUUAUUGUGCUUUUAACUUUAUUCUGUAUUCUAUUUUAUCCUGUUUUAUGCUUUUAUGUUUUUACGUUCAGCACUUUGGUCAGUGAGGGCCGUUUUUAAAGUGCUUCGUAAAUAAUGUUGGCUUGGCUUGUUUUUACUCUGACUUUAGUAAAAUUUCCUGUUAAAAAAAACAAAUGCAGCAAUGAUCAUAGACACUCAGCUUCAUGAAAACCCUGAAAGACAACAAAUGCACAAUUUUAUCACUUAAACAAACGAGACUCCAUAGUGGAAAAUAAAACACAAAUGUCAAUCAUUUUUAUUUUUUUAAAUUAUUUCUUUUCAAGAUAUUUUCAUAUCUUCAAUAUUUUCAUUCUCCUUUUGAUCAAUGUUGUUUUUUAUUUUGAUAAUUUAAUGAUUUCUUUUCUUCAUUAUCUUUGCCCACAUGUUUGAGUUUAGUUUUCUGUUAAGAGAUGUGUUUUUGAUUAUUUUGCAACAAAAAUUGUUCAUAUUAACAUAAAAAAAACUAAAUUAAGCCAUAACCUUUUUAUUUACAGCUCACUGAAGUUACUAUUUCACAUGUACUCCAAUUUGGGUUGAAAUCACAGUUUUCUUUCACUGUGACUUAAAUAAACAGAAACAUAAAAUUUCAUGGGACAAGUCAGCUAAAACAAAAUAUGUGUUCGCUAUUCUUGUAAAAAAUAAUGCAGGAAUACGGAUAAUACCCCACGCCUUGCCUGCUGGAAUGAAGCUACACAUUCUGUCUUUUGCUGAAUCUGCAGUUGCACUGUUUUUUCCAUGCAUUUCUCUCUAAAACACACUUUCAGGGACGGGAUGACUAUCAGCGACACGUAAAGGUUGAGGGGGAAACAAUUUUCUCCUUGUGUUUUCUUGAUCAGGUGUGCUGAGAUUUCAAUGAACAACCUGCCUUUUCUGGUUGGUUUAUUUCUGAGCGCGUGGUCUUCUAACUAAAGGGGGCGCUGCAGACUCACUUUACAUUUAUUAAACUUCUACUUCAAGUAAAUUGGAAAAUAAAUAAAUCCAAAUCUCAGCACCAAAAUAA
Molecule: messenger RNA, 2146 nt
Organism: Nothobranchius furzeri (turquoise killifish)
Lineage: Eukaryota; Metazoa; Chordata; Actinopteri; Cyprinodontiformes; Nothobranchiidae
Source: RefSeq, a predicted model, not a curated record